AUGGUAGCGACAAGGGAUGAUACAGAAGUGCCUCAUCGGGAAUUCUCUAUCAGUGAACCUGACUAUGAUCCCAACCAUGAGAAUUUGGAUGGCCCUUGUAACACUGAAAAGCUUAGUAGCGGGGGUCUCUCCAACUCAGAUUCGCCGAGAGCAUCCGCUGAUCAGUACUGGGCCAUGCACGAUGCUCGCCACUGGAAGCCAGCUUACAAGCUAGCCAUAUCUCUCGGUGCAAUUGCAUCAUAUUUUUCAGUUACACUUGCGACUUCGAUAUAUAUCGCGAGUAUACCAGGGGUAAUGCAGGAAUUUGGCAUAAGUCUAACAUUGGCUAUUUCUCCCUUAACCUUCUACGCAAUGGGCUUUGUGAUUGGCCCUAUGUGCACGUCUGCAUUCUCGGAAGAGUUUGGCAGGCGUUACAUAUACAAAACUUCGCUGCUUCUGCACGUUGUUUUUACGAUUGUUGGUGGAUCGUCCCACAACUUUCGGACAUUGGCAGUUGCUCGUGCCGUAUGCGGCAUCGUUGGUUCUCCAUGCGUGACUGUUUUUGCUGGGGUACUCAAUGAUAUGUGGCUGCCAACAGAGAAGGCGGGGAGUGCUAUUUUCGCAAUAUAUGGCAUCAUGGGGGCGGUUGCCGCCGAAAUUGGACCCGUCGCAGGGGAGUCAAUUGUUAAGGAUCGUGGCUGGCGCUGGAGCUUUUGGCUUACAUCCAUUGUUGUUGGGGCCUGCUUCUUGGCUAUGGUAUGGGUGCCUGAGACAUAUGGCCCUGAGCUUCAAAGAAAACAUUUGGGCCUACCACGCCGGAAAUUCAAGGGAGCUUUUGGGCCUGUCUUUGUGCGACCGGUAAAGAUGCUUCUACUAGAACCUGUCAUCCUUCCCACAGCUGCUAUUGUCACAAUGGGCCAGAUUGUUGUCUUUGUCUUCUAUGCAAGCUGGCCCAUUAUCCUGGAGCGCGAGUAUAAUUUCUCGGCGUAUCAGGUCGGACUAGCAUUCUUACCCUUGAUGAUUGGUAGUCUGUUGACGCUACCUGUGUUGUCCUUGACAAUGAAAGGGAGGCAAAUGUCAGAUCCACAACCAGAAGACACACUGACUGCCGCGAUGAUAGCGGGAAUCCUGUUACCCGUUAGCCUCUUCUGGCGAAUUAACAGAAAAAACAGGGUUGCAUGGACGGCGCGGUCUAGCAUCCACUGGAUAUGUCCUCUUAUUGGUGGAGCUGUCUAUGGCCUAGGAUUUGCUUUAUCACAGCUUGUUUACCCAUUAUACAAAAACGAGGUCUAUGGAGCUGAAUUGGGCGCAUCCUCAUUCGCUAUCGACGUCGCUAUGCGCUACACAUUCUCAUGUGUUUUCCCACUUUUUACUGUCCAAAUGGUCAAUAAAAUCACAUUUGGAUGGACCAUGUCACUCUGUGCUUUUGUCUUGCUGGCACUGGCGCCUGUUCCCUUCAUCCUAAAAAGGUAUGGUCCAAUCUUGAGAGCUAAAAGCCGGUACGUGAGAAAGAGGUCUUUGGACAGCGAGCGUGACAACAUGAUGAAUCGACCUUAA
Molecule: messenger RNA, 1536 nt
Organism: Aspergillus welwitschiae
Lineage: Eukaryota; Fungi; Ascomycota; Eurotiomycetes; Eurotiales; Aspergillaceae
Product: MFS general substrate transporter
Exons: 4
Coding region: 1-1536 (511 amino acids)
Biological process (GO): spermine transport; spermidine transport; transmembrane transport
Cellular component (GO): membrane
Molecular function (GO): spermidine transmembrane transporter activity; spermine transmembrane transporter activity
Source: RefSeq, a predicted model, not a curated record